Messenger RNA from Etheostoma spectabile (orangethroat darter), 3954 nucleotides. It is a transcript of the gene gmeb1, whose product is annotated as glucocorticoid modulatory element binding protein 1. Lineage: Eukaryota; Metazoa; Chordata; Actinopteri; Perciformes; Percidae. Gene Ontology annotation, cellular component: nucleus. Gene Ontology annotation, molecular function: RNA polymerase II cis-regulatory region sequence-specific DNA binding. The transcript has 10 exons. Gene Ontology annotation, biological process: regulation of transcription by RNA polymerase II. The record is from RefSeq and is a predicted model, not a curated record. Bases 185 to 1990 code for a protein of 601 amino acids.
UUUACAAGAGCGUGAUAAACAAGGCGAGCGCUAUUCAGCAGGAAGUCAAGCCAUAUCAGCGAAGUGCGCAUGCGCCGCAGCUCCCUUCAAUCUAGGGCUGCGUUUCUCUUCAUAAAACGAUGAACAAACUCCUUGAUAGCUUUUGUAUGAAAGCACCCCCCCUCUCUAGACUACUCUGAGUGCGAUGGCGACCACCGACGAGGUCACAGUGUCGAUGGCGGAGGUGGUGAUGGUGAAGGGGGAUAGUGAAGGAGACCCAGAUGACCCCAAUAAGACUCAGGUCAUCCUCCAGCUCCAGCCAAUCCCCACUGGAGAUGAAUCUGCUGAAACAGAUGCAGCUGUCAUGACUGUUGAAGCACAUCCAGAACAAACUGAUGGAGAGGACGUUGAAAUUGGCUGUCCCAUAACAUGUGGCGAGAGCAAAGCUGUGUUGCUAGUGAAGAAAUUUGUAUGCCCAGGAAUCAAUGUAAAGUGUGUCAAGUAUGAAGACCAACUGAUCAGCCCCAAGCAGUUUGUGCACAUGUCUGGGAAAGCCACUCUGAAAGACUGGAAGAGAGCCAUCCGGAUGGGUGGAGUCAUGCUAAGAAAAAUGAUGGAUUCGGGUCAGCUUGACUUCUACCAGCACAGCACACUGUGCACCAACACCUGUCGCAGCACAAAGUUCGACCUAUUAAUUAACAACACGCGGUUCCCUCCUGACGGCUCCGGGCUGACCACGCCCACAUCCUCUCAAGCUCAGGUGGUCCUGGGUAAUGGUGGCACAGCGGGCGAGGACAGAGCAGAAGUUCUGAGUGCAAAGAUGGACUGGAUUUCAAGCUCGCUGGAGGCUGCGGACAGAAAGGAAUCGAAUGAGAUCUCAGAGGACACGCUGAACUUCUGGAAGGGUAUCGCCGAUGUGGGUUUGCUGGGUGAAGUGGUGACCAACAUCAGCACGGAGCUGCUGGAGCUGCUGAACGGCGUGCAGCAACGCAGGGAGCCAGCUGGCUUACAGGACACAGAUUCCUGUCUGGUAGAGGUGGCGGUGCUCAGCAACCUUGCCCAAGUGUUCGGCCUGCUCGACUCGGUCAAGAAGACACUGGAGAAGACGAGGCAGCAGAUGGAUCCCAGCCAGGAGCACACCCUCAGCACGCUCACCAACCUGGAGGUGCAGCUGGAAGAACAGAGGAAGCAGCAGCAGGUGCAAGCUCUGCUGUCCUGCCCGCAGCCCGCCAAAAACAAAACUCCCACGAAGCGGCAGACCAAGCGACCGCGUCUCCAGAGGCCUGCAUCCACCACCACCCUCGUGACCUCGUCCAUCAACCAGCAGGCCGCCCUGCAGCCCCAGCAGUUCACCGUGCUCUCCCCCAUCUCACUGUCCUCGGUGGGCCAGCCGUUUACCAUGGGAAGCCUGCCCAUCGCCUCCCUGGCCCAGUCCUCCAACACGGUCACCCUGCUCCCCGCCGGCUCGCAGCUCUUCACCCGCUACAUGGUGACGGCCGGAGACGGAAAAGGGGACACCAUCACCUUGCACCCGUCCUCGGGCCUCACACUGGUGGGCACCACCAUGCAGGACUCAAGCCAGCUGGGCACCAUGGUGAGCCCCAUAGAGCUGCUUCACCUGAGCCAGCAGGCCGGCGGCGGCGAGAUGGUGCCCAUAGAAGGCCAGGUGAUGGAUGGCACCAUGCUGGUGCAGCAGGAGGUGAUGCAGAGCGAGGCGGAGGCCGGCCAGGAGCACACGGUCAUCGAGAUCAACCCGGCUCCCAUGGAGCAGGCGGUGGGAGUGAUGGAGCUGCAGCUGAGCGAAGAGUCGGGCAGAGACGGGGCUGCUAUGAUGGUCCAGAGUGCAAUGGAGGUGACCAUGGCUGCAGCUGGGGAGGAGACACAGUGCCAAAUGCAGGAAGCACAGACUGGGGGAGUCCAGGGGCUGCAGCUGGACGCCAGCGGACAGUUGUCAGGGGUACAGAUAGUUGUAAUAGAAGAAAACACUCAGGAAGAAAACACGGUCAAAUAAAACACACCUCCUAUUUUACCCAGCAGAGCAGGUAUGGACUCGUACGACGCAAUCACAGACUUGUCAAAGUAUAAAUACACAGAAUUUCCAAAUCCACAAAUUGCCUUGGCCUAAGACCAAGCUCUAGGGGUAGCCAUUUUUCCGUGUGUGUGUGUGUGUGUGUGUGUGUGUGUGUGUGUGUGUGUGUGUGUGUGUGUGUGUGUGUGUGUGUGUGUGUGUGUGUGUGUGUGUGUGUGUGUGUGUGUGUGUGUGUGUGUGUGUGUGUGUGUGUGUGUGUGUGUGUGUGUGUGUGCGCUCUUCUCAACUUCUUGAUUUUCAUUGAAACAAAAAAGACAUCGCAACAAGGAAUCUACAGGAUGCUUCUGUUUGUUUUGUAUUUAAAGUGUUAUUCUUGGUUUAUUACAACUUAGGUCAAAUACUUGUAAUUUUGGCUAUGAUUUCUAGCUGUAAUUAUAACUUUGUAUUCUCCAAGUUAAAUACUGAGACAUGAGAAUAUGUCAAUAUUUCAAUAUUUUUGACAGAAGUCAAACGAGGCCCGACACCUGAGUAGUCAGACAAUCAGGUUAGCCACACCUAAAGUAUCUGUUUUCCUAUACAAUGAUGGAUUGUUACUGAUAUUUGGGGUGUGCUAACUUUCACUGUUCCCUACAAAUAAAACGGGAGUGGAUCAGACUUUCCCUAAACACGAUCCCUAGACCCGUACCAGGUCCGUUUGCUACCAUGCCAUGAGGAAACAAAAUGAUGGCAAAAAAAGCUAUAUGGUAAAAUUUCAGGCUAUUUUUGCGAACCUAUGGAUUUUGAUCUUUAAUAUGUCGUUCAACACCCACUUAGCUCGAUGUAAUCACUCGAUCUGUGAAUGCUGUGCUCACAUUACUGUAGCUCCAAACUAGCUAACAUUUAGGACAAAUAUUAUUUGUUUUAAAAGAGCUGUACAGUUUCCUCGGCCUGAUGUCUAACCUUUUUUUUUGGUCACAAAAUUGCUUCACAAUUUCUUUGUCAAUAUAAAAAUGAUCAGUAGUUCUGUCUCUGUUUACAAGCCGUCAGAUCCUCUGUCUGCAUGUGUUUCUUGCCCCAUGGGACUUCGUUGAAGAGAUGUCGCUGUGUCCUCCGGUCUCAGCAAUAACAGCGGUCAGUACAAUGUCAUCAAAAAGCAACAGAAACAAUGGCCAAAAUGACAACAAAAAAAAUACCUCUGUUGUAAUAAUCUGGAAUUAUCCUUCAAGCCUCCAAGAACAACCCGAGGACAAGGGAAUGCACUGCAACUGUAAAGUCUUAAUGGUGCUGAUGGACACUGACUCAGUAGCAGCGGGCUGCAAGUCCCAGCCCUCUACUGUUGAUCAGACUUAUUACCAGUUAACAGUGUUUGCUGUCACUUCAGGCUGGGAUUAAUUGCACUGUUGUGUCGUAGUGUUGCAUCCAAGCUGUCAUAUUUUUUGCACUGUGUGGCGUCCUUACAGGACUACAGGAAGAUGAUCGCAACAAUGCCGGCUCUCCCAAGAUUUGAGUGUUGUUUUUUUAUGUGCAUAGUGAAAUGGACUCAACUGCUCCUCUCACUGGAUUUGCAUUGCUUAUGCACUUAUUCUCUCAGUGGUUUCUUACUGCCUGUUUUCAUUCACAAACUUCAUUUAUUUUUUACUGUGUUCAUCUAAGUUUUUUUCUCAGUAUGAUAGAUAGUGUGAGCUACUGGGCUGAUUGUGUAAGUCAAUAUGUAUAUAUAUAUGAAAAAAAAACAUGUAUACCUAAAUGUCAAACUUGGUAUACCUGUAUUUUAGUGUCAUUUAUUAGAACUGAAGAGUCAGGCCUCUCUGUUUAAGUUCCAACAUGGAUUAAUUUAUGCUCCCGCCUGUAAUUUACAUCAACAAAGACUUGUGCACUACCAAUAAUUUAAUUUAACAAAUGAAGGUAUUUGCAUACUGACUUUGUAAUGUGUUUUAAUAUCCGAUUAAAACAGAAAACAAAACAAA